Triplophysa rosa is the source of this 6531-nucleotide messenger RNA. It is a transcript of the gene clasp1b, whose product is annotated as CLIP-associating protein 1. Gene Ontology annotation, cellular component: cytoplasmic microtubule; mitotic spindle; microtubule organizing center. The record is from RefSeq and is a predicted model, not a curated record. Gene Ontology annotation, biological process: mitotic spindle assembly. Gene Ontology annotation, molecular function: microtubule binding; kinetochore binding. The coding region runs from base 339 to 5138 and encodes 1599 amino acids. Lineage: Eukaryota; Metazoa; Chordata; Actinopteri; Cypriniformes; Nemacheilidae. The transcript is spliced from 44 exons.
GUUUGAAGCCGCACCAUGGGCGGAGAUCUCUGCUGUUUCCUUCAAAAAUCAACCGAUCAUCCUCCUCCGGGAAACGGCGCCCGUGCAGAGCGAUUUUAGCAGAAUGUCAGUACUGAAGUGAGUUUGUGUAUGAGGGACACAUCAGAAUGACGGUCUGGACCAGUGAUGUGACUUCACAGCUGAAGGGUUAAUAUCAGUUUGUCAAAACAUCUUUCAGUCAACACAUGCUUCAGAAGAGCAUUCCUACUCGCAGCGUCCUCUCACAUCUCCUCUGGAUACAAUCUCUGGAUUGACCCCGUCCAAACAUCCACGACACAUCUUCACAGGACAGGGUUUACAUGUGUUGUCGUCCAUCGCUGGUCCAACUCAACAAGGACAUGGAGCCCAACAUGGAGUACAUCGUCGCACAGGUCACGCAGAAGGAAGUUGGACGUCGGUUUCAGGUGGGACCAGAAAUCAUUGAGUACAUCCUGGACCGACACAAGUCGCAUGAUUUGGAACAGGAUCAGACCAUGUUGGACCGGAUGGUGGACAGUCUGGCCACUUCGUGGGUCAACUCAAGCAAUUUCAAGGUGGCUUUACUAGGGAUGGAUAUAGUGUCUGCAUUAAUAACAAGAUUACAGGACCGCUUCAGAACACAAAUAGGAACAGUUCUUCCCAGUUUAAUAGACCGUUUAGGUGACUCUAAAGAUCAGGUGCGAGACCAAGCGCAGACGCUGCUGUUAAAAACGAUGGACCAAUCCGCCAAUCCACAGUAUGUAUGGGACCGAAUGCUGGUGGGAUUUAAACACAAAAACAGUCGGACCAGAGAAGCUGUUUGCUUUUGUCUUAUUUCAACUCUUAAUGUAUAUGGAGCUCAAGGUUUAACUCUUAGCAAGAUUGUUCCUCAUAUUUGUCAUCUGUUGGGAGACCCCACGAGUCAGGUUCGAGACGGUGCGAUGAGGUGUCUGGUGGAGAUUUACAGACAUGUGGGAGAGAGAGUUCGCAUGGAUCUGGGGAAAAAGGGUCUUCCACAAUCACGGUUGAAUUUGAUUUUCAGGAGGUUUGAUGAAGUUCAGAGGUCUGGGAAUAUGAUUCCAUCCGCAGAUAAAAACGUUGACGAUGAUGAUUCUGUGGAUGGAGGACGUUCGUCGUCUUCAUCUAAAGGAGCGUCGUCGGUUCGCCGGACGGGAUCCACGCGGCGGCCGAGCUCCGCCUCCAGCACUAAGAGCUCAGGUAAAGAAGGUUCUGCCGCUGGAGCUGUUGAUGAAGAAGAUUUCCUCCGUGUCUUUGAGGACGUGCCUGCUGUACAGAUUUACUCCGGUCGAGAGCUGGAGGACUCCAUGAACAAGAUCAGAGAAAUUCUCUCAGAUGAUAAACACGACUGGGAACAACGAGUGGCCGCUCUGAAGAAGGUUCGGUCGCUGCUGUUGGCCGGCGCGGUCCAUCAUGAGGGUUUUUCUAAUCAGUUGAGACAGCUUGAAGGAGCUUUUAAACUGUCCGUCAAAGAUCUGCGUUCACAGGUGGUGCGUGAGGCCUGUAUCACACUAGGUCAUCUGUCGUCAGUGUUGGGGAAUAAGUUUGAUCACGGAGCUGAAAGCAUCAUGCCAAUGUUACUGAAUCUGGUCCCUAACAGCGCUAAAGUCAUGGCCACGUCUGGAUUCGCUGCCAUUCGUCUUAUCAUACGACACACACACUAUCCUCGACUCAUUCCCAUCAUGACCAGCAACUGCACGUCUAAAUCAGUGGCUGUCAGACGGCGGUGUUUUGAGUUUUUGGAUCUUAUGCUGCAGGAGUGGCAGACGACGUCUUUAGAGAGGCACAUCAGUGUCCUCAUGGAAACCAUUAAGAAAGGCGUUCAUGAUGCUGAUUCUGAAGCCAAAUCAGUCGCCAGGAAGUGUUACUGGGGUUUUCAUUCUCACUUCAGUAGAGAGGCGGAGCAUCUGUUUCAGGCCCUCGAGCUGACCUAUCAGAAGGCUCUGCAGUCUCACCUGAAGAGUUCUGACAGCGUCUCGUCUCUCCCUCAGUCCGACCGCUCGUCCUCCAGCUCUCAAGAGAGUCUCAAUCGACCGGCAUCUGUUAGGACACCCGUCGGGAGCAAUUUAAGCAGAACGAAGUCAGUGAGUUCCCGCACGUCCACUGCGGCCGGUUCGAUGCAGCGCUCUCGCAGCGAUGUCGAUGUAAACGCAGCGGCCAGCGCAAAAUCCCGUAUGCCGGCUGUACCCACGGUCACCCCCUUCAGUUCAGCCGCAGCGCUGCCGCCCGGCUCCUACGCUUCACUGGAUGGCGCUGGUGAUGCGGAGGGUCGCGUGCGAACAAGACGGCCGAGUUCAGAGAAAGCUGCUGCGGGCCGGGCCUCUGUGACGGACAGCAGGGGGCGGAGCCGAGCCAAAGUUGCGUCCCAAUCACAACCCGGCAGUCGCUCGACUUCACCCGGAAAGCUCGUGGCUCGUUCUUACGGAAAAUUCCCUCGAGCUGCCGGAACGCCGUCAGACAGACGCAGUAAGAUCCCGCGGAGUCAAGGCUGCAGUCGAGAGACCAGUCCCAGACGUGGCAGAGAUGCGCGGGGCAGUCGUAUCCCGAGGCCCAGCAUGAGUCAGGGUUGUAGUCGUGACACCAGUCGAGAGAGCAGUCGUGACCCCAGCCCGGCACGAGCGUUCAGUUCGCUGGCAUCCCACAGGCACUCUCGCUCCACCAGCGCUCUGACGGCAGGUGACGUGCUGCAGACAGAUCGCUUUGGUCUGAUUCAUCAGGCUCGUAUCUCAGCGUCUGUUAAUGCCAUGAGAGUAUUGAACACCGGUUCGGAGGUGGAGGCUGCUGUUGCUGAUGCUCUGCUUUUAGGAGAAUCUAGGAAUAAGCGGAGGCCGAUGUGCCGGCGCUUCGAGUCUCCUGGAAUGUGUUCUGACGACGAUGCCAACAGUGACGCGUCCAGCGCGUGUUCAGAGCGUUCCUACGGCUCACGCAACGGCGGGAUUCCACAUUACCUGCGUCAGACGGAGGACGUGGCCGAGAUUCUGAACCACUGCGCCAGCUCCAACUGGUCUGAGAGGAAAGAGGGACUCCUGGGACUCCAGAACCUUCUGAAGAGCCAAAGAAUCCUCAGUCGUGUGGAGCUCAAGAGACUGUGUGAGAUCUUCACCAGAAUGUUCGCAGAUCCGCACAGCAAGAGAGUGUUCAGCAUGUUCCUGGAGACGCUGGUGGAUUUCAUCUCCGUUCACAGAGAAGAUCUUCAGGACUGGUUGUUCGUUCUGCUCACGCAGCUCUUGAAGAAGAUGGGAGCAGAUCUUCUGGGCUCCGUCCAGGCUAAAGUUCAGAGAGCGCUGGAUGUCACCAGAGAUUCUUUCCUGUAUGAUCAGCAGUUUAACAUCCUCAUGCGCUUCAUCGUUGAUCAAACGCAGAUGCCGAACCUCAAGGUGAAGGUGGCCAUCCUGAAGUACAUUGAGUCUUUGGCCAGACAGAUGGAUCCCUCAGACUUUGUGAACUCCAGCGAGACGCGUCUGGCCGUCUCUCGGAUCAUCACGUGGACCACAGAGCCGAAGAGUUCAGACGUGAGGAAGAGCUGCUGGAUGAAUGAGGAGAUGUCGGGCAGGAUCACUGUGACCUCCCUGCCGGGAGAUGGUAACCUGGAGGAGAGAUGUAAGCAGGCUGCUCAGACGGUGUUGAUCUCGCUGUUUGAGCUCAACACUCCGGAGUUCACCAUGCUGUUGGGUGCUCUGCCCAAAACCUUUCAGGACGGAGCCACGAAACUGCUUCACAAUCAUCUGAAGAACAGCAGCAUCUCCACUGCAGCGGCGUCGCCCAGCAGCACUAUGGGACGCCCACCAUCAAAACACCCCGUGACCCGCGCGAGUCCUCUGACGUCGCCCACCAGCUGUUCACACGGGGCACAUUCACCCAGUCAUUUCUGGGCCUGGAGCUCAAAGUCUUCCUCUCCCCUCACACCCCCCCACCCCGGCCCCGCCACCCCCCCUCUCCCGGCUCAUCGGAGAGCUCACUCGCCCAGUAUGUUGGAGUGCGACACGGAGAACAUGAACUCGGAGGAGAUCUUCAGCUCUUUGAGAGGAGUAACAGAAGCCAUUCAGAGCUUCAGCUUCCGCAGUCAGGAGGAGAUCCCAGAGCCAAUCAAACGCGACGGCAGGCGGGACGAUCCCACGGGUGUGAUGUCAUCGUGUACGGACUCGCGUCUGUCAGCAGGAGGAACUGAAGGAGGUCGAACCGCUCUGGACAAUAAAACAUCUUUAUUAAACACGCCGUCUCAGCGCUCCUUCAGCGGCCCGUGGACACGAGAGUACAACCCUUACAACUACAGCGACUCCAUCAGCGUCUCUGAGAAAGAAACUCCUGUCGGGUUUGACACCGCCGAGCUCGGAGACGGCCGUCACGGCUGCGGUGAGAACAAGACAUCGCAUGCUAGAAGCUUUUCUGCAGGGCCCAGUCAGCAGUCGGAGAUGGUUGGUGACCUGCUGAAGGAGCUGUCCAAUCACAGCGAGCGUGUGGAGGAGAGGCGGGCCGCUUUGCUGGAGUUACUGAAGGUUACUCGUGAUGACGGACGGGUGAUGUGGGAGGAGCAUUUUAAAACCAUGCUGCUGUUGCUGCUGGAGACGCUGGGAGACAACGAUCACACGAUCCGAGCGCUCGCUCUGCGUGUUCUCAAAGAGAUCAUGCGCAGUCAGCCUGCACGCUUCAAGAACUACGCAGAGCUCACCAUCAUGAAAACACUGGAGGCUCAUAAAGACGGACACAAAGAGGUGGUCCGGGCUGCUGAAGAGACGGCGUCAGUGCUGGCCGGCUCCAUUCACUCUGAGCAGUGUGUCAAAGUUCUGUGUCCCAUCAUCCAGACGGCGGAUUACCCCGUCAACCUCGCCGCCAUUAAAAUGCAAACCAGAGUCAUCGAGCGCAUUUCCCAGGAUUCCCUGCUUCAGCUCCUGCCCGACAUCAUCCCGGGACUGCUGCAGGGCUAUGAUAACACGGAGAGCAGCGUUCGGAAGGCCAGCGUGUUUUGUCUGGUGGCGAUUUAUUCUGUGAUUGGUGAAGAUCUGAAGCCGCACCUACAACAGCUCACCGGCAGCAAGAUGAAACUGUUGAAUCUCUACAUCAAACGGGCUCAAACCACCACCAGCACCAGCAGCAGUUCUUCAGAUAUCUCAUCUCACAGCUGAUCUCAGACCCAUUCCCUCCCAUCCGUCUUCAAACGCUCUCCAGCACGUCGAACUCGUGCCGUUGUGUCUGGUGUAAGUAGAUGCUGUUAGAGCACACGUGUGAAGAUGUUUUAUUAUACACUUGAACAGCCGUCGCCUUUGACUUUAAACAAACAUGAUUUGAUCUGUGCCUGCGUAAGAAAACCACCAGAAGAACAUUUCCCCUCACAAUCAGUGUUUUUUUAUUUAUUUUGAAGCUUUCUUGUGGUGUUUAUCCACCUCACAUGUUUAUCGUUCCAUCAGAUCGGCCAAUCACAGGUGUGGGGUUUAUUUGAUCAAUGUGUCAUUUUAGCUGAUUUUAUUUGGUUGGAGAAACAAACGCCGCUGCCUCUGAGUUGAGUAUUAGAAUGAAUGAAAAUUCUGUUUGGAUGUUGAAAAAUAUGCAAGAACAAAAGAUUGUAUUUGUACAUUAUUGUUUUAUUUGGUUGAUAACAUUUCAUUCUGUUCUGGAUUCGUGAACGGUUUCAGGACCAUGACAUUUCAACACUAAUAGAGAGUUUUUCUUUUGUGAAGACGUUGAUUUUAUUUGAUUCAAAUGUUCCUACAGAAAUGUGUGCAUUUGGCCUUUCCCAGGUAGAGAUUCCACUGUUAACAUUAGAAACCUACUGACUGUAAAGGCAAAAAUACCUGUGGAGUUCUGGGCUGUUCGGAGAAGAAAAUGUGAACAAAAAUAAUCCAAAUUGGAUUUUAUUAGUCAAGUUGUUGUUUAUACCCAGUUUUGUGGUUUGAAAUCUCGGUGCUUAAUUGUUUCACACUGAAUGUUUAACCUUAUAUGAUAUUUACAGUUUUAUUUCGUUUUUAUUUUCGUGUUUCGACAAGGAAAAUGACACUACAAAUAUCCUAAAGCUCUUGUUAAAAAUCCCAAAGAACGAUUCUCUCACACACACACACACACACACACACAAAAGGAUUUAUUUAGAAGUAGAAAAAUGAUCAAAUAUGGUAUAUUUAAAACUAGAAUUGGCUAUUUAAAAGAUCUUUUGCAUGAAAACAGUUUAAGAAAUCAUUUUAGUCUAUUAGUGCUUAUUAAAUUAAAAAUGAUUUAGAAACAUUAAAGAUGCCAACAUCUGUAUGACAUCCGUUUGUAAAGUGAACACUUCUAUCAUAGGACGCUAGAAACACAAAGUAUUUAUGACUGAUGAUCACUAACUGAAAUCACAUGACAGAGAACAACAUCCAGAGCUUCACACGACGCGCUUUACUUUGCUUUUGAUGCUUUUUCUUCAUAUUCAUAUUCGCGUCUGUAUUUAUUUGAUUCUUUGUACACGUGACCUGUUUUGCUUUGACCGUCACACGUGUAGAAUAAGAAAUCUGUAAACUUGAUUUGCUUUCGAUAAACAAACCCUUAAAGUUG